Molecule: messenger RNA, 507 nt
Organism: Saccharomyces paradoxus
Lineage: Eukaryota; Fungi; Ascomycota; Saccharomycetes; Saccharomycetales; Saccharomycetaceae
Gene: MXR2
Product: peptide-methionine (R)-S-oxide reductase
Exons: 1
Coding region: 1-507 (168 amino acids)
Biological process (GO): response to oxidative stress; protein repair
Molecular function (GO): peptide-methionine (R)-S-oxide reductase activity
Source: RefSeq, a predicted model, not a curated record
AUGAAUAAGUUGAACAGGUUGUACGCUCUCACUUCACGUAGAACUUUUCUAGGUAGAAGAAGCAUUAUACUGACACGUUACUGGAAUACGAGCAAGAAAAUGAGUGGCGAAUCGAACGACCUGAAGUGGAAUGAUGCACUGACGCCAUUGCAGCUGAUGGUGCUCAGAGAUAAGGCCACUGAAAGGCCGAACACUGGUGCCUAUUUACACACCAAGGAGUCUGGUGUCUACCAUUGUGCUAACUGCGACAAACCGUUGUACUCAAGUAGCACCAAGUUUGAUGCUCGUUGCGGAUGGCCCGCAUUCUAUGAGGAGGUAUCCCCUGGGGCCAUCACAUACCACCGUGACAAUUCUCUAAUGCCUGCAAGGGUGGAGAUAUGCUGUGCAAAGUGUGGUGGACAUCUGGGACAUGUGUUUGAAGGUGAAGGGUGGAAACAGUUGCUAAAUUUACCUAAGGACACUAGACACUGUGUUAAUAGUGCGUCUUUGAACUUCAAAAAGGAUUAA